Enterobius vermicularis (human pinworm) is the source of this 1230-nucleotide messenger RNA. Lineage: Eukaryota; Metazoa; Nematoda; Chromadorea; Rhabditida; Oxyuridae. The record is from the annotation of a GenBank genome assembly.
AUGGCAGAAACACCAACUGCCGGUUCUCCUCGCUUGUCUCGUGGAAGACGAUAUGUUCCUAUGAAUGUGGGAAGAUUCGAACCGAUAGAUAAUCGUCAAGCGCUGGUAAUUGAAAUUGGAAACAGAUUCACCAAGGUUGGUUGUGCUGGAGAAUAUUUGCCGCAAGCGAUUAUACGUACUGAAGUGUCUUCUUGUAAAGGGAAGAUGUUUCCUGUUUUUGAAAAGAAUCGUGAUGAAACUGAGCAGUAUCGUUAUAUUGUGAGGCAUUUGUUGAUAACUCCAAAAGACAGACGUCUCGUAAUUGUUGAAAGCGUUAUGUCACCAACGGCUGAACGAAAUCUGCUUGCUAAAGCCCUUUUUGAGGCUUUUGAAGUUGCUUCUGUAUUAUUCGCUCCAUCUCAUCUGUUAGCUACUUUCCCUUACGGGACAAAAACUGCAUUGGUUAUUGAUAUUGGCUACAAAGAGACAUUGAUUUUACCAAUAAUCGAAGGAGUAACUGUUCUAAAUGCUUGGGAGGUUUCUUCUGUAGGCGGAAGAAGAAUAGAGGAACGAGCUUUGGAUCUUUUGCGGAAGCAUGGAAGAAUAAUUACUUGUAAAGGGACCACGAGAGAGAUUAAUGACGACGAUGUUGCAAUAUUUGCUAAGAACAGAACAGUUGAGGACGUUGUGGUUCGAUGCUGUUUUGUUACUUCAUUCGAUCGUUCUGGACAGCAGGCUUCUUCCGAAGGAGUUGGCCCAGGAGGAGAUGCUGCUGAAGGCCCGGCAGAAAUUCAGUUACGGCAUGGUGAUGAAAUACUUGUUGUUCCUGGCUACGUCAGGGAAUUUGUAGCGGAAGUACUUUUUGAUUACAAUGAAGAUGAGAAGUCACUUCCUCAACUGAUCCUUGAUUGCGUAUUGAAGUGCUCAAUUGACUGUCGUAGGAAACUUCUUGAAAGCUUGAUCCUGACUGGCGGCAGUGCUCGAAUGAAAGGCUUAUAUGCGCGUUUAAAAGAUGAACUGAAGCAAAUGGUCAAGUCGCCAGACCGUUCGUAUGCAAGCAAACUCGGAAAUAUCGAUUCAUUCAAGUUUUAUUUAUAUCCAAAUACUCCUUUAGAAAUGAUUGCAAAUUGGCUAGGAGGAAGUAUGUUUGGGGCGUUAGAAGUACUACAGUACCGGUCCACAUCGCGUGAUGACUGGACAGCUCGUAAGACUAUACCUGAUUGGACUAACGUAGUUGUGCAAGGUGCUUAG